Messenger RNA from Scomber japonicus (chub mackerel), 1197 nucleotides. It is a transcript of the gene map2k1, whose product is annotated as mitogen-activated protein kinase kinase 1. The transcript is spliced from 11 exons. Gene Ontology annotation, biological process: protein phosphorylation. Gene Ontology annotation, molecular function: protein kinase activity; ATP binding. The record is from RefSeq and is a predicted model, not a curated record. Bases 1 to 1188 code for a protein of 395 amino acids. NCBI's taxonomy places the organism in Eukaryota, Metazoa, Chordata, Actinopteri, Scombriformes, Scombridae.
AUGCAGAAGAGAAGGAAGCCAGAGCCGAUUCAACUCAACCCCAUCCCCGAUGGAAACACUAUUAACGGCACCGGAGCCACUGAAACAAACUUGGAGGCACUGCAGAAGAAACUGGAGGAGCUGGAGUUGGAUGAGCAGCAGCGUAAACGCCUGGAAGCCUUUCUGACGCUGAAGCAGAAGGUGGGAGAGCUGAAGGACGAUGACUUUGAGAAGAUUUGUGAGCUGGGUGCAGGCAACGGAGGAGUUGUGUUCAAGGUCUCCCACCGACCCUCUGGUCUGAUUAUGGCAAGGAAGCUGAUCCACCUGGAGAUCAAACCUGCCAUCAGGAACCAGAUCAUUAGGGAGCUGCAGGUGCUACAUGAGUGUAACUCCCCCUACAUUGUGGGCUUCUAUGGAGCUUUCUACAGUGAUGGAGAAAUCAGCAUAUGCAUGGAGCAUAUGGAUGGUGGCUCCCUGGACCAGUCACUUAAGAAAGCAGGCAAGAUCCCAGAGGAGAUCCUUGGCAAAGUCAGCAUUGCUGUCAUUAAAGGUCUCUCCUACCUGAGGGAGAAACACAAGAUCAUGCACAGAGAUGUCAAGCCUUCUAAUAUCCUAGUGAACUCCCGUGGUGAGAUCAAGCUGUGUGACUUUGGAGUGAGCGGACAGCUCAUAGACUCCAUGGCCAACUCCUUUGUGGGCACACGCUCCUACAUGUCUCCAGAACGUUUACAGGGCACCCAUUACUCCGUUCAGUCGGACAUCUGGAGUAUGGGUCUAUCCCUGGUUGAAAUGGCCAUUGGACGUUUCCCUAUUCCACCCCCUGAUGCUAUGGAACUGGAACAGAUUUUUGGCUUUCCAGUGGAAGGGGAAGCAGCCGCCAGCGAGUCCUCCCCAAAGCCAAGGCCCCCUGGGCGGCCAGGCAGCUCAUAUGGACCAGACAGCAGGCCUCCGAUGGCUAUAUUCGAGCUACUUGAUUACAUAGUCAAUGAGCCUCCUCCAAAGCUGCCCGGGAUAUUUAGCUCUGACUUCCAAGAUUUUGUGAAUAAAUGUUUGAUCAAGAAUCCUGCAGAAAGAGCAGACUUGAAACAGUUGAUGGUGCAUCAUUUUAUUAAACAGUCUGAGGCAGAGCAGGUUGACUUUGCCGGCUGGUUGUGCAGCACCAUUGGACUCAACCAGCCUGUAACACCCACCCAUGGAACAGCAAUGUGAGACCUGUUC